Messenger RNA from Coffea arabica (coffee), 864 nucleotides. RefSeq lists its product as uncharacterized. The record is from RefSeq and is a predicted model, not a curated record. Lineage: Eukaryota; Viridiplantae; Streptophyta; Magnoliopsida; Gentianales; Rubiaceae.
AUGACCUUAAGGAGCGGGAAGGAAAUUCAGGGACCCGAACUCGUGAUUCCGAAGGAUAAAAAUGAAGAUCGAAUUGAAAAAGAGCUUGGGGAGGAAGGAAUGAGAAAUGCAAAUCCAAAGGUAGUUCCUGAUUCUAUAAUUAAAGUUAGAACUAACUCACCACCUUUUCCAAGCAGGUUAGAGAAACCAAAGAAACAAGAUAAGGAAAAGGAGAUUCUAGAGGUGUUUCGAAAGAUGGCAAUCAAUAUCCCUUUGUUGGACGCAAUCAAACAAGUGUCAAAAUGCGCUAAAUUCUUGAAAAAUUUUUGCGUCAACAAGAAGAAGUUGAGGGGGAAUAAGCAUAUUGUAGUAGGUGAGAACGUUUUAGCGAUUUUACAAAAAAAACUACCACCUAAAUGCGGAGAUCCAGGUAUGUUUACUAUCCCCUGUAAGAUUGGACAUUUUAAGAUUAAAAAUGUCAUGCUAGAUUUAGAGAUUUCUAUUAAUGUGAUGUCUAAAUCAAUCUAUGAUUCCCUAAAUUUAGAACCUUUAAAAGUAACAGGGAUAAUAAUUCAAUUGGCUGAUCGUACAUUUGCUUAUCCGGAUGGAGUAGUUGAGGUUGUUUUAGUGCAAGUAAAUGGAUUAAAUUUUCCUGCUGAUUUUUAUGUUCUAUACAUGGAUGAUAGAAGUGCCCCAAAUCCAUCACCCAUUAUAUUAGGAAGGUUAUUCUUGAGUGCUGCCCAAACUAAGAUUGAUGUUAGUAAGGGUACUCUCACAAUAGAAUUUGAUGGAGAAAUAGUCCACUUUAAUAUUUUUGAUACAAUGAAAUAUCAUGUUAACUCUCAUUCUGUGUUUGCUAUUCAUGCCACUAAUCUCUCUGUGUAA